Messenger RNA from Taeniopygia guttata (zebra finch), 2016 nucleotides. It is a transcript of the gene CCN5, whose product is annotated as cellular communication network factor 5. Gene Ontology annotation, biological process: cell adhesion; positive regulation of cell differentiation; signal transduction. Gene Ontology annotation, cellular component: extracellular region; extracellular matrix. The record is from RefSeq and is a predicted model, not a curated record. Gene Ontology annotation, molecular function: heparin binding; integrin binding. NCBI's taxonomy places the organism in Eukaryota, Metazoa, Chordata, Aves, Passeriformes, Estrildidae.
AGGCUUGUCCAAACCUACUCAUGUUUAUAUUGGAGCCUGUGAGUGACAUCAGAGCAGGGAGAGUAUAAACACCAGCAGGACCUACUCUGGGCUUUAAAACCUGCGAACUCUGCCUCCAAACUGCCUGGGGGGUGAUGUGCUGAAGUGGCACAGGGGAGAGCAGCAUGAGGCUCCAGCUGGAGAAGCAGCUCCUCUUCCUCUCCCUGCUCUGCAUUCUCUCCAAGGUUUGUGCCCAGCUGUGCCGGAGACCGUGCUACUGCCCCUGGGUGCCACCCCGCUGCCCCCGCGGGUCCCCCCUGGUCCUGGAUGGGUGUGGCUGCUGCAAGAUCUGUGCUCGGCGCCUGGGAGAGCCCUGUGACUUCCUGCACGUCUGUGACCAGAGCCAGGGCCUCAUCUGCGACUACAGCUCAGCAUCUGCAGGGACAGCAGGCAUCUGCAACUUUGAAGACGAUGAGGAGGGCUGCGAGGUGAACGGCCGGGUCUAUCGAGACGGGGAGGUUUUCCAGCCCAGCUGCAAAAUCCAGUGCCAGUGCUUGGACGGCGGCUUCAACUGCAUCCCGCUGUGCCAGGAGGAUGUGCGGCUGCCCAGCCCGGACUGCCCCUACCCCCGCCGCGUGGAGAUCCCAGGGAAGUGCUGCCCGCAGUGGGUUUGUGACACCCAGGACCAGCACCUCCCCCGGGAUGCCAGGGCAGUGUCCCCAGUGCUGCGGUUCCCCUGCCCGGAGUGGGGCACGGCGUGGAGCGCCUGCUCGGCCACCUGCGGGCUGGGCUUUGCCACCCGCGUGUCCAACCAGAACCGCCAGUGCCGGCUGGAGACCCAGAGGCGGCUGUGCAUGGACAGACCCUGCCCGGCCCUGCCCGCAGCGUUCCUGGUGAGGGGAAGAGGAGGUCGUUUGUAGCUGUGCCCACCCCGGAUUCACCCUGGAGCCAACGCCUCAUCCCGGCAAAGAGUCUGGCACAAACCCAUGGCACUGUGGUUACAGUGAAGAUGGAGGGUGUUUCCACUGGGAAAACAGAGAAGAAAUGAUGGACUUUGGCUGCAAAGGAGGCUGGAAUCAGAGAACAAGAUCCCCAUGUCACCCAUCACCUGCCUCCUCUGUACACCCCGCUGCCCCAGGCAGGGUUACUGGGCAGCAUUCCCAGUUCCUUAGGCUGAAUGAAAUGGGAAAUGGGGAAAUCCUGCUCCAAGCAUAAACCCACCCAAGAAACCAGGAAUUGGUCCUUUCCUGGACCAGUGGGCCUUCUGAAGAGGUGAUGCUGCUUCUCCAACACAUCACCCAGCUCUGCUUUGCAGGGACUUCAAGAGAGACCAUCUCCAGCACCUGGAAGCCAAAAUACCUGGAGGGAACCCACAUGCCCUGGCCCCCCAGGGAGGGAGCAGGUCAUCAAACUGCACCCCACAAGUCUCUGCCACACCAGGCUGAGCUGCUCAACCAUGCAGGAGCUCAGCCAGCCCAUGGUACCCACCCUGCCUUCCCGGGCAUGGUCCUCCUGAUGGCAGCUGUAACUCACCUUCCCCUCAUCCCUCCAGAAUAAACACGAGCCUUCCCGCUCUGCUGGCCUCCUCCUCUCCAAAGCGCUGGUGGUUUGGCAGGGCUUCGGCAAGAGAGGAGCUCAGACAGCGGAGACUCCGCUCACAGCACCAGACAUACCGCCUGCCAUCCAAGCACAUUCCCCCGAGCCGGGCCGAGGAAAAGCAGGAAAAAGGGAAAACAAAUCGCAAAGAUGAGUCGGAGCCGUCUCCCGACGGUUGGAGCUGCUCCAGCCUUGCGGGAGUCGGGGCAGGAGAGCUGCUCGGCUGCUCUGGCUGUGCUUUUCUCACAGUAAAACAAAGUGCUUCUGGGGGAUGGAAAGUGGAACCCAAAUGCCCUCUGAUGGCCUGGCACACACGGGCAGAGGGAAUGCGCCUUCCACCGCGGGAAGGGCAGCUGGAAGGAGCAGAGGUCUGGGUGUCCAGGUGAGAGAUGGACUUUUUAGAUGUGUAUUUCUGGAAGGAAGAAUAAAGAUGUGCUCAUC